Messenger RNA from Penaeus vannamei (Pacific white shrimp), 563 nucleotides. The record is from RefSeq and is a predicted model, not a curated record. Lineage: Eukaryota; Metazoa; Arthropoda; Malacostraca; Decapoda; Penaeidae.
UUUUGCAAGGUUAUCGCAUGCGAAUCAACAACAGCACUGAAGCAGCAAACACAGGACGACUGCAUGUGGAUUACGCACAAGCUAGAGACGAUCAGUAUGAAUGGGAAUGUCGACAGAGGCAGCUACAGAGAGAGCAGCGACAUCGAGAAAGAAUUGAAGCAGAGAGAUUGCGGCCUCCGUCUCCACCUCCUGUGGUACAUUAUUCUGACCAUGAAGCGACAAUCAUUGCAGAGCAGCUCAAGGGUGAUGACACAUUUUCCAAAGCAGUACAGAUUGUUAUCACCUGGCUAGAGAGAGGAGACUGUAGCAAGCGAAAUGCUGGAACUUUCUACAGUAUGAUCCAGUCAACAAACUCCCAUGUGCGAAGACUGAUGACUGAGAAGAGCCAGUAUGAAGAGGAAUUGGCCAAAUUUCGUGAACAAACACGGGCACGCAUGCAAGGUGUAAUCAUGCAAUUCGGUCAGAUCGAGCGUGUCUUCAUGUCAGCCGGUCACCAGAAGGUCUGGGACCACUUCACCAAGGCCCAGAGGCGCAACAUUGAGAUGUGGAAGAAGCAGGCAGAG